AUGUGCUGCAGCGAGUGCGGCUGCUACGACGCAUUCUGCGACCGCUGCUGCCCCUGCGUCUCCUCCGGCGCGCGCGACACCAUCCUCUGCUGCGCGUGCUGCCUCGCCGUCCUCGCCGGCGUCGUCCUCCUCCUCGUCCUCCUCUUGGCCUACUGCUUCAUCCGCCACGCCGAGGUCGCCGUCGUCGACGCCUCCCUCACGCGGCUCGCGCUGGCCACGUCCCCGGCCACCGCCUUCGCCUACAACCUCUCGCUCACGCUCACCGUCCGGAACAGGAACUGGGCCAUGAGCGUCAGGAACACCCAGCCGCUCGAGGCCGACUACAGCUUCGACGGCCAGCGCUUCGAGCGGGUCAGGCUCGCCGACGAGGGCUCCACGCACCCCGCUGGCAAGACCCAGGUGCACCACCUCGUCUCCGGCUCCGACGGCGCCUACGUCGCGCUCGGCAACGCCGGCGUGGCCGAGUUCAAGGGGGAGAACAAGACGGGGGUGUUCCAGGUGGAGGUGGCGCUGUCGGGCGAGGUCAGGUACCAGGCGCACUUCACCAAGUGCAAGUUCCAGGCCAAAUGCCCGCUCAAGCUGCAGCUCGCGCCGCCCGGCACGCCGGCCGUCGUCUUCGAGAAGGUCAAGUGCAAGCUCGCUCCGGCGUGCAGAGGUCGGGGGAGUGAAAUUCUCCCCCAUUUUUAA
Molecule: messenger RNA, 687 nt
Organism: Triticum turgidum subsp. durum (durum wheat)
Lineage: Eukaryota; Viridiplantae; Streptophyta; Magnoliopsida; Poales; Poaceae
Source: the annotation of a GenBank genome assembly